GAGAUGCUCACACAUCUGAAAUUCUUGCUUCUAGUGAGCCUUUUUAUCAACUUCGCCGUAAGCUCUGAAGACAUCAAAUGCGAUGCAAAGUUCAUUUCGAGAAUCACGAAACUCUGUAUUCACGGAAUUACUGAAGAUAAACUUGUUCGUCUUCUCACAAGAUGCUGCACAUCUCACUGCUCCAAAGCUCAUCUGAAAAUGUUCUGCACCCUGAAACCUCACGAAGAAGAACCACAUCACGAAAUCUAAAAAUCUAGAAACUAUAUUUUUUGUUGAAUAAAGUAAUUAGUUGACG
This is a messenger RNA of Caenorhabditis elegans, 295 nucleotides long. It is a transcript of the gene ins-14, whose product is annotated as INSulin related. The record is from RefSeq and is marked reviewed. NCBI's taxonomy places the organism in Eukaryota, Metazoa, Nematoda, Chromadorea, Rhabditida, Rhabditidae.